Synchiropus splendidus (mandarinfish) is the source of this 2839-nucleotide messenger RNA. It is a transcript of the gene ube2d4, whose product is annotated as ubiquitin-conjugating enzyme E2D 4 (putative). The transcript has 7 exons. Bases 249 to 692 code for a protein of 147 amino acids. The record is from RefSeq and is a predicted model, not a curated record. Gene Ontology annotation, biological process: protein polyubiquitination; ubiquitin-dependent protein catabolic process. Gene Ontology annotation, cellular component: nucleus. NCBI's taxonomy places the organism in Eukaryota, Metazoa, Chordata, Actinopteri, Syngnathiformes, Callionymidae. Gene Ontology annotation, molecular function: ubiquitin conjugating enzyme activity.
UUGUGCGUCUGCGUCAUCGCUGUCGGUGUUGCAGUCUUGUAAUUAGUGGCCGUUCAACAUCUACAGUCUUUUUUAGUGUUAACAGCUUAAACUUUCAUGCGAAUGACACAUUGUCUUUAUUUGAGACUGCGUGAGACUUUGGUCUUCAAAGUCUUCUAGUGUAUGGAAGGCGUUACGUGGCGACUGAAGCCUAUUUGUAUGUGUGCCGAGUUGACGAUUAGCCGAUACCUAGCAUAGCCAUUGGAGCAAUGGCGUUGAAAAGAAUUCAGAAGGAGCUUUCAGACCUUGAGAGGGAUCCACCUGCUCAGUGCUCAGCAGGGCCCGUCGGAGAUGAUUUAUUUCAUUGGCAGGCAACUAUAAUGGGUCCUAGCGACAGUCCAUAUCAGAAUGGAGUGUUUUUUCUCACUAUCCACUUCCCUACAGACUACCCCUUCAAACCUCCAAAAGUUGCGUUUACAACAAAAAUAUACCACCCAAAUAUCAACAGCAACGGAAGUAUUUGCCUGGAUAUCCUGAGAUCGCAAUGGUCUCCUGCACUCACAGUCUCCAAAGUAUUGUUGUCUAUCUGCUCCCUUCUUUGUGAUCCUAACCCUGACGACCCUCUGGUACCGGAGAUUGCUCAUACGUACAAGGCGGACAGGGAAAGAUACAACAAACAAGCAAGAGAAUGGACACAAAAGUAUGCCAUGUGAGAGUUCCAGGGGAACAAAACUAAACUAGAAAAUAAAAGACCAUGGUUUGGAACUUGGAGCAAAUCUUCAUCUGAGGGGAAGUUUUCGGAGCUCAUCUUCCGGGAUGGAAUCGUUUUACAGAGGUACAGUGCCACCUGGCUUUCCAUGUGCUGAGCUGCAACCAUGCGCUGUCCUUCAUGACUUGUAUGGACCUCUUGAGCAUGACCUGGCGAGCUCUUGGAAGCACUCUUUCAUGGAAUACUGGAAAUGUCUGUCAAUAAACCACACUCAAGACUGUAAACUGUUAUUCCUGCUUUCACGAAAAUCAUCGUGGCUCUUCUCACAUAUAGUUUUCACCGCCAGUGUGUCAUUGUUUUUUUGAAAACAGAAAUGUUUCGAUCGGAGAAGUCCAUUUUGGGGGCUACUUUAUGUGUCCCACUGGAUGUGUUGUAUUACUGUAUUUCUACGUAUUGGGUGGCCUUUGUGUUAUUACUUUUAACGGCCUACGUGCAAUUGCAACGGAAUGUUCUCUGUUUAACACGGAAACCAUUACCAGCGGUUGAUUGGUUGGCACGUUCUGUCUGUCUCUCAAAAUGAUUUUAAGAGGUGAAAGGGUCAAUUCCCCCUUGUUUGCAAUUGGAAAUGCGACAUAAUUUUAGUAAGUCAUUUGUUAGCUGACCUUCGACCCGCUCAAGUCCUCUUCAUUUAUUUACACGCUUCCCUUUUCUCCUGCAUCCUACCACACGACUAGUGUCAUGACAAACAUCGACAUGCUGUUGUAUGACUUGAACCUUGCUGUCGACACUCUCAUUUUGCACGUGGUUACUCUGUGUGCUACCUCCUCAGUGCAGUUUCUCAGGUAUCAAGCCAAAUCAUCAGCCUUCAUGAGCAGUAAUCCAUGUGGGAACAGCGACACUUCAACUAAUGUCACUUCACUUCUCCUGCAGACACUAGACAUUUAUCAGAAACAAAAGAGAAAAAAAGAAACUCUUGCUGGAGGCAGAUGGUUACAGGACUACAUUCUGUCCUGAAGGUUUAAUUUUGAACAGCCUGUUGAUGAUGCAUUACCCAGCUUCUGUUCUGUUGUCAUGUGCUCUUGAUGUUUCACCUGAGCUCAAAUUUGAAACUAAAAAUGAUGGAGGUGAAUAGCUCUUAUGUUGUUUUAUUUUCGGUCCGCCAUCAGACUUCUGAGUCUGAUAGGUUUUUUGUUUUUUUUUUGCUUUGACAUAAUAACUUAAAGGUGAUACAUGUGACAUUUUAAAUGUAUGUUUGAAUGCUUUUGGGGUUUUCUUUUUCUCUUUCAUGUCAUCACAUGACAACAUGCUGUCAUAAGGUGUGUCAAACAUUUUAGUUUAAAUAAAGCAUUGUGACAGAUGAUGUGGUUAGGAUAUGCUGUUUUUUUUGUUUGGACAUCAGUGUACCAAUGCUGCCAACAUAAAAGGGAUUAUUUGUUGUUAUAAACUGGAAGAAGAUUUGUCAAUAUUGACUGAAAAAAAAGUAAGGCAUGAAGAAAAGUACCUUUUAUUGUAGAACUAGCACCAUUUAGGCACCGACUAGUUUGUUUUCUUUGUUAGUUGCUGUGGAGGAAAUUGUCUUGCCAACAAAUUCUAAACGACAUUGUAGAGUAUGAAAUAUGUAACCCAAAUGCAGGAAAUAUCUUUGCUGCCACACUGCAAUCAAAAAGACUUUUGUGUACUAGUACUAGUUCAGACUAUGUGUACGUUAUUCAUCGGGCUACUUGUAUGAAAAGCCGAGUAUCUAGCAACUGUUUGAUCGAAUGCAGCCUUGAUUCAUCUGUGACCAACCAUUGACUUCCUCUGUCCGGAGGCUCACUAGAGUUGAUAUAGGCAGCUUAGCAUGACGCUUUGCUCUCUGGAGAAGCUUCUCACAGCCGUUUUCCAGACUUCAGGGAUUUCGUUAACACUUCAUCUGCCUAAUAUCUGUCAGAAAUUACACGGUGACGAUGAGUCAUAGAUUUGCUUUCAGGUCUUAAUCUCCCAAUAGGUGCUCCAUUUUAAUAUAGACAAACAAAUCUGCUUGGACAUUACUAAUAAUAAUUUUGUCAUGUUGCGGUUCAGAUCUUUAGCUUGAAAUGUUCUUCAUAUUCGUGCACAUCCUGACACUACUGACGCUGUCAUUACAUAUGAAUAAAGCUCAUCUUGGUUUUA